AUGGAUGUUGACAAGAAACCUGAAGAUAUGACGGUAGAGGAGACGGCCCCAGUUGUCAAGUCUGACAAAAAGCGGUUUGAGAUCAAGAAGCAAUUCAAUUUUGAAUCGUUUUUUCUCCGAUCCGUUACUUACUGUGUACCAUUAACCAUUCAAUCGCAAUUGGGACUAUCGUCGGUGAUUGUCUUCAUGUCUAAUAGUGGAACGCAGUAG
Molecule: messenger RNA, 210 nt
Organism: Sphaeroforma arctica JP610
Lineage: Eukaryota; Ichthyosporea; Ichthyophonida
Exons: 2
Coding region: 1-210 (69 amino acids)
Source: RefSeq, a predicted model, not a curated record